UACUUACAUUUACAUAUAUAGAGGGCCUCCAUGAAGAGCCCCAAGUUACGACCACUAUUAUUAUGUCGGAGGGAGCAGUCGCAGCCUGGUGCUCGCUGUAUACAUUUCAGCUAUUUAUUCCAUUCUGAAGCAGGGAUUCCGGUAGAACACCUCCAAAUAGAUAGAUAGAUAGCGCAUCUCGUCGACUAUGGUUUUAUAAAUACGUCACUUCUGACAUUUUUACCCGUUCACAUAGCUUUUUUUGUGUGUGUGUGUGGAGAAAGACUAUCAGGAUAAGCCACAAGACCGCAAUGUAUAAUACAUUUUGGACAACGGAAAAUGCCGGCGAGGAAGCAGACUGGAGGGACGUGAUGAUGCCCUACUCCACCGAACUGAUCUUUUAUCUGGAAAUGGACCAACCGCCAGCUCUUCCUCCAAAACCAGCAAAGCCCCAGCAGCCCUCCACAGUUGGGGUGGGAGGGGGCAGCAGCAAUGGUACUAAGGAUGGAGGAGCAGCAGGCUCACUGCAAGAGGCUGAAUGGUACUGGGGGGACAUAUCCAGGGAGGAGGUGAAUGACAAGCUCAGAGACAUGCCUGAUGGGACCUUCCUGGUUCGGGAUGCUUCAACCAAGAUGCAAGGCGACUACACACUCACACUGAGGAAGGGAGGCAACAACAAGCUAAUAAAGAUAUAUCACAGAGAUGGAAAAUAUGGUUUCUCUGACCCCCUGACAUUCAGCUCAGUGGUAGAGCUAAUCAGCCACUACAGACAUGAGUCUCUGGCUCAAUACAACACCAAGCUGGAUGUCAAACUUGUGUACCCCAUCUCUCGUUUUCAACAGGACCAACUGGUAAAGGAGGACAACAUUGAUGCUGUAGGGAAGAAGUUGCAGGAAUACCACAAUCAGUACCAGGAGAAAAGCAAAGACUACGACAGACUGUACGAAGAAUACACCAAGACAUCACAGGAGAUCCAGAUGAAGCGGACAGCCAUCGAAGCUUUCAACGAGACCAUCAAGAUCUUUGAGGAGCAGUGCCACACACAGGAACGGUACAGCAAGGACUACAUUGAGCGCUUCCGCCGUGAGGGUAAUGACAAGGAGAUUGAGCGGAUCAUGAUAAACUAUGAAAAGCUCAAAUCUCGGCUCGGUGAGAUUCACGACAGUAAAGUCCGGCUGGAGCAGGACCUGAAGACGCAAGCCAUGGAAAACCGUGAGACGGACAAAAAGAUGAACAGCCUGAAGCCUGAUCUCAUACAGCUCCGCAAGAUCAGAGACCAGUAUCUCGUCUGGCUCAAUCACAAAGGAGUUCGCCAGAAACGAAUUAACGACUGGCUUGGAAUCAAGAAUGAGAACACUGACGAAGGCUACUUUGUGAGUGAGGAGGAUGAGAACUUACCUCACUACGAUGAGAAGAGCUGGUUCGUUGGGGAUCUGAACAGGACACAAGCAGAGGAGCUCCUCCUUGGGAAGCUGGAUGGCGCUUUUCUUAUACGAGAAAGCAGUAAAAAGGGCUGCUAUGCCUGCUCUGUAGUUGUUGAAGGUGAGGUGAAGCACUGCGUCAUCUUCAGCACACCGCGGGGCUUUGGCUUUGCUGAGCCCUACAACCUGUACAGCAGCCUAAAGGACCUUGUUCUUCACUACCACCACACCUCCCUGGUGCAGCACAAUGACUCGCUCAAUGUGCGCCUCGCCUACCCAGUCUACGCACAGAUACCCACCGGACGCAGAUGAACCACACCCACCUGACCUCACCCCCGCAAACAGACAACAGGAAACUUCUUCUUGGGGAAGACAGUACUGGGAGAGUGAAGGAAGGCGGAGGGUGGGAUUUUUAAAAAGCAAAACAACCCCAAAACCAGACAUGAUAAAUAUAGAAAGAUAUAAAUUUAACACUUGCUGCAACACCCGUCAGCCAGCUUGGAGUUAUAUAUUUUUACAAGAACAAUUUCGGAGGGCAUUCUGUCUAAAGACUGCUUGAUUUGCACAAGAAAGUUGUAAAUGUUUGUGAAUGUGAAAAGAAAGUGACCGCAGGACGGAAGGAAACGAAGUAGGAGACUUCAGAGUUUCAGGUUGACCCCGCUGCUACCUAAAUUUUAGCUCAGACUUUUUUUUACCAGAAACUCAAACACCACAAGAAUGAAAGACAACAACAAAACAUUCCCAUCCUAAAACAUUUAGUUUGUUUUUGUCAUAUUUUUUCCUCAUUUUCAUCUCAGAUAUUACAAUGUUUAUGUUUUGGAGUCGUCUUUAUGUUUCAGAUAUUUCCUAUUGUUUUUACGUAACCUUGCUUGUGGUAAAUACAAAAGGAGACGAUAA
Messenger RNA from Stegastes partitus (bicolor damselfish), 2297 nucleotides. Its product is annotated as phosphatidylinositol 3-kinase regulatory subunit gamma. The transcript has 9 exons. NCBI's taxonomy places the organism in Eukaryota, Metazoa, Chordata, Actinopteri, Pomacentridae. Gene Ontology annotation, cellular component: phosphatidylinositol 3-kinase complex. Gene Ontology annotation, molecular function: 1-phosphatidylinositol-3-kinase regulator activity. Gene Ontology annotation, biological process: insulin receptor signaling pathway; phosphatidylinositol phosphate biosynthetic process. Bases 291 to 1712 code for a protein of 473 amino acids. The record is from RefSeq and is a predicted model, not a curated record.